GCCGCGGGCGCGCGGGGCGGGGCGGGGCGGGCGGGGAAGAUGGCGUACCAGAGCCUGAGGCUGGAGUACCUGCAGAUCCCGCCCGUGAGCCGCGCGUACACCACGGCCUGCGUGCUCACCACGGCCGCCGUGCAACUAGAGUUGAUCACGCCCUUCCAGCUCUACUUCAACCCCGAGCUCAUCUUCCGGCACUUCCAGAUAUGGAGACUAAUCACCAACUUCUUGUUCUUUGGACCCGUUGGAUUCAACUUUCUAUUUAAUAUGAUUUUCCUAUACCGUUACUGCCGAAUGCUCGAAGAAGGCUCUUUCCGAGGCCGGACAGCAGACUUUGUAUUUAUGUUCCUUUUUGGGGGAUUCUUAAUGACUCUUUUCGGUUUGUUCGUGAGUUUAGUUUUCUUGGGCCAGGCCUUUACUAUCAUGCUCGUCUAUGUGUGGAGCCGAAGGAAUCCAUAUGUUCGCAUGAACUUCUUUGGUCUUCUCAACUUCCAGGCCCCCUUUCUGCCCUGGGUCCUUAUGGGUUUUUCCUUGUUACUGGGCAACUCCAUCAUCGUGGACCUCCUGGGAAUUGCAGUGGGACACAUAUAUUUUUUUUUGGAAGAUGUAUUUCCCAAUCAGCCAGGGGGAGCAAGAAUUCUGAAAACACCUGCUCUUUUGAAGGCAAUUUUUGAUACGCCGGACGAGGAUCCGAACUACAACCCCUUACCCGAGGAGCGGCCGGGAGGCUUCGCCUGGGGCGAAGGGCAGCGUCUCGGAGGCUAGGAAGGCGGCACCGAGUGCGAGAUCCCCUGGGCAGGAAGGACUCCACGGAGAUUUCCUGGGGAUGCUUUCACUCUGUGUUUCGGACGUGUGGACACUCUCGGCGGCCUCCAGUUUUAAGUCCAGAAGCACUUUAUGCGGCGACCUGUCUGUGGCCCGCCCAGGAGACCUCUCCAGUGGCUGCCCGUGUCUCUCCACUCUGUUUACACUGGUCCUGAAAGCAUCACCCGCGGAGCCAGAGCCUCAGAGGAGCCGCACGCGGCCGGCUCCGGACCCCGUAGCCGCUGACACGCAGGAGGAGGCCGAACUCUCUCCCUCGUGCUCCUUGGUGGGAGAGCUGCCGUGCGUGGAUGGUUCCGAGAGGACCCCAAUAAAACUGAAUUCAUUCUCUCUCCCUGGACUCCAGCCUCUCUGUGUGGUCUUUUAAGGUGGAGUGCGCGUUGCGGUGCUCCCCUGAGCCGGCUGUGGUGGACCGUCUGGAGCGCAGUCCCGCUGCCCUGUGGAGAGCUCGGCUCGGGGGGGAGGAGGGGCCGGGCCCCCCUCAAGGGCCUUCGCGGCGGUGCUGACUAGCCUCUCUCCUCCCUGGUCCUGCCUGACUACUCCUCCUCUGUCUUCGCUCCUCCGUGGUCCACGUCCCCUGUGGGAGUGCGCUUCUAAGGACCCCUUCUCUUCUCCCUCAGGUCUUCCUGGCUUCCCCCAGGGCUUUGGGGGUGAACAGCAAGUCCAAGAUGGCGUCCGAGCACAGAGGCGCCAGCCAGGGACGGGACGCACCGGACUGGCAAUAGGGAGCCACUGCAACUGAGCUUGUUGAGCUCCAGCCCAGCUCUUGGGGCAAAAAGAGUAUCAGAGCUGACCUCAGGAAAUCAGACCCCAGAAGGGGAAGGAUCAGACCCAGCAGCAGCGGCUUUGCAGGGUCUCCCCCCCGCCAUCCCUCCCCGGCUGGAUGGAAGGGCUGGCCAUUGGCUGGACAGAGUCCCCUCCCCUGGCCCUUGCAGGGAAUUUGAGCUGAGGAGCCUCCUUAGUGUGACCCCUGCUCCUCUGCCACAGGAUGGUCAUGAUAGGCUGGAUUUCUGGCUUCUCCCCGCUGUCAGUCAUCUCAGACAAACGGCUCACCCAGGAGGACGCGUCACACUGGGUGCAUGUGCAGUCAUGGUGAGGAGGAAGCCAAGGGGCCCCUGCCUCUGGGGACUGAACGAGAAGGGUGCACCUGCCAAGGGACCCACUCAGCAGAUGGGCGGCACUCGGGAAGGGGAGCGGGGCAGCAGGAAGUUGCCAGCAGGAGGGUCUUGUGGUCCUCGGCUUCCCUCCUGCCUGACUUUUGUGCUGCUCUUCCCACUGACGCUGCAGUGCUCCCUCUGUCAUUUUAGUAAAUGCCUUUGUUUUGA
Molecule: messenger RNA, 2141 nt
Organism: Sarcophilus harrisii (Tasmanian devil)
Lineage: Eukaryota; Metazoa; Chordata; Mammalia; Dasyuromorphia; Dasyuridae
Gene: DERL2
Product: derlin 2
Exons: 9
Coding region: 40-759 (239 amino acids)
Biological process (GO): endoplasmic reticulum unfolded protein response
Cellular component (GO): endoplasmic reticulum membrane; Hrd1p ubiquitin ligase ERAD-L complex
Molecular function (GO): ubiquitin-specific protease binding; misfolded protein binding
Source: RefSeq, a predicted model, not a curated record